Messenger RNA from Myotis brandtii (Brandt's bat), 759 nucleotides. It is a transcript of the gene HAPLN4, whose product is annotated as hyaluronan and proteoglycan link protein 4. Gene Ontology annotation, molecular function: hyaluronic acid binding. The transcript is spliced from 5 exons. The record is from RefSeq and is a predicted model, not a curated record. Gene Ontology annotation, biological process: cell adhesion. Lineage: Eukaryota; Metazoa; Chordata; Mammalia; Chiroptera; Vespertilionidae. The annotation marks the transcript as partial.
CCUUGCCGCUGCCGCUGCUCGACUCCUCCCUCCUCUCGCCUCCUCUGCCCAGGUCGGAGCGAAGGGGGCGGGGCUGGAGCCCCCGGAGUUGAGGUGUGGGCUCGGGCGGCCCUCGGUCCCUGCGCGCUCUGGGGAGUCUUGUUGCUCGUGGCCCCCGCAGGGGCGCAGCGCGGCAGGAAGAAGGUCGUGCACGUGCUGGAGGGCGAGUCGGGCUCGGUGGUGGUGCAGACAGCGCCCGGGCAGGUAGUCAGCCACCGGGGUGGCACCAUCGUCUUGCCCUGCCGUUACCACUACGAGGCAACCGUCCACAGCCACGAAGGUGUCCGUCUCAAGUGGACUAAAGUGGUGGAGCCGCUGGCCUUUACCGAUGUCUUCGUGGCGCUGGGCCCCCAGCACCGGGCGUUUGGCAGCUACCGAGGGCGGGCCGAGCUGCAGGGUGAUGGUCCCGGGGACGCCUCCUUGGUUCUCCGAAAUGUCACGCUGCAAGACUACGGGCACUAUGAGUGCGAGGUCACCAACGAACUAGAGGAUGACACGGGCAUGGUCAAGCUGGACCUGGAAGGCGUGGUCUUCCCUUACCACCCCCGUGGAGGCCGCUACAAGCUGACUUUCAUUGAGGCGCAGCGCGCCUGCGCUGGACAGGAUGGUAUCCUGGCGUCGGCCGAGCAGCUGCACGCGGCCUGGCGCGACGGCUUGGACUGCAGACCAGGCACACUCCCUGAUGCCCCCUGGAGGCCAACAGACCCCAAGGUCUCCUGA